AGGUUUUCAUUCAAUUUUUAUUCAAAUUACUUUUUCUUUAAGUUACCUUUUUUAUAUUUUACAUUUGGUCCCCUUUUGUUGCAGUUAUGGCUCAGGCCCUUGUGGACUUUCUGACUUGCUGUAAUAAUAGUAGGCCUAAUGAGAUAGCUUAUAUAAUUAACCUGGGCCUGAGCUGUGGGUGCACAUGAGGGAACCUAUUUUAGUUAGUCUUCUGCCAUGCCCUUGGAGCGGUGUAUUUUUUACCCAGUAAACUAGCCACGAAUUGUUUACCGAACAUUAAAAAGGAAUUACGGGUCGUGUGAACUUUUCUGGCCUUGACGGCUACAGUAAACAAUUCUUAGUAUUAGGAAACCAGUUGGUACCAAAUACGGACACCGCUCCUCAAGCUUCAGUGCAGGGCGUGGCAGGUGAGUAGUUUUAAAUAGUACACAUGGCUACUCAUAAAACUCGGUAUGGUCGUCAGAUACGCCCAACAGCUAAGGCCCUUGAUACCGCCUGGAAGGUCCUCGAAACCCCUAAGAAGGACGUCCGUAUACAAAUAGACAAUGAAUUUGACGAACCUGACACACUGGCAGUUCCUGAUGGUAGUCAACCCCGUGAACACUCGUCAUCCAGUGAACGAGCCACAUGUAAUUCCGUUGAAUUAAAGAAAGCUGAGCUGCGCCUUCGUUAUGAGACAAAAUGUGCUGAACUGGAGACAGAACAGAUUGAACUUGAAACACGCAAAUUGAAUAUUCAGAAACGUCUAGAAACCGCGCGUGCUAGUUAUGACCUGAAGGAACUUGAACUGAAUUCAAAAUCUGAUAGUGUGUCUAUGAUGACUAUAGACGAAUGUUUUGAGUUGCAUGAAAAUGUUUAUAAAGCUGAUGCGAAAGUGCAACCACCUGUACUAAGAUCUGCUACUAAAGUUGAUUCUUGGAUCCAGGAUCCCCAUCAUGAAAAUGAUUGUAGAUCUAAUCAUGAACAGCAGGAGGUGUAUAAACCACCUGCGCCUUUUCAGUCAAAUGUUCAGAAUCCUCCGUUUUUUGUUCACUACGGUCCAGGUUUGCCUGAGUUUAAGAUAGAAGUUUUUAGUGGUAAACCGGCUGACUGGCCUGAGUGGUUUCUGUCGUUCAAAAACCUCAUUCAUGAUAAUCCCGCAUUGACUGACGGGCAAAGGUUAGGCUAUCUUAAAACGUAUUUAGGCCAGGAGCCACGCAGCAAGGUAUUUGGUCUGUUACUGGACGCUAAGGAUUACCCCAAAGCAAUGACUGAACUUAGGGAUAGAUAUGGUAACCCAGCACUGGUAAUUGAUGGCUUCAUUAGAAAGGUACGCCAGUGGCCGAAGUUACGCGGUAUUUGCGAUUUGGGUACUUUUUUCACAAAUGUGUCUCAGUUGAUUCAAAUGUUUAAAGCCAUGGGCUACAAAGCAGAUUUACAAGCUAAAGGUCUCCUGUGUGAUUUGACUUCCAAAAUUCCGGACAGUAUGCAAGAAUCGUGGGGGAAUUGGGUAGUUAAGAAGGGCGAAGGAAACCCAACAGUUGAGUUGUUCUAUCAAUGGCUGAAGUCUAAAGAGAAUGCUUUGCGUUUUACAUCGUUUUCGUCAAAUCCGCCGUGUUAUCAGAGUAUUGACAAGUCUAAGAAGGGACAUGAGGUGAAGAAAACGGUAACCACAUUGACUACACCCUAUACCCAGGUUAAGAAAUACUGUGUCUUUUGCAAUGGUGAACAUUGGCUGGACUCAUGCGCUAAAUUUUCCCGUAAAACGCCAAGUGAGCGUCUAGCCUGGUUUAAGGAAAAGGGCAGAUGUUUUCUGUGUACCAAAACUACCCACAGGUCUAGUGGAUGUUUCCUCAAGAUAAGAUGCAAAGUUAAAGAUUGCGGCAAAUCGCAUGCUACAAUCCUUCAUGAAGCUUUUUUGGCUCCUAAGCUGGCUCAAAGUAGUUUCUCAUCAGAUCACACUAAAGCAGGUGUGCCAAAGGAGGGAAGCAAGCCAGACGUCCAUUCCGUUGGUGUUGGUUUCAUGAAAAAAGGAAAAUCAGUGGUAUAUCUACAGACAUUGCCGGUGCGAAUUCACACUCCCAGUGGACAGGUCGUUGAUACAUACGGGUUACUUGAUAGUGGUAGUCAGGCUACACUCAUACAAGAAGAUUUUGCAAAAAGUAUUGGUUUGAAAGGUCCCUCAUCAAAGUUACGCGUGUGUGGCGUUGGUGGCAAGCUAUCAGAACAACAGUCCAAGUGUCUAUCGUUUUGGUUGAGUGAUCCCAAAAAUGAUUCCAAACCACUAAUUAGAGUAAAAGAAGCGUGGACUUUCAGUGAGCCUUUUAGUCUUUCGGUUCAUGCUGGUAACAAUGCAGAUUUCUCAUCCUGGCCACAUGUACAACAUUUGAACUUGGAACAUGCGCCUGACUCGCUAGACAUAAAGGUUUUGAUAGGGGUUAAUGUUACCAAGGCCCACACACAACUAGAAGUUCGGGAAGGCCCUGCAGAUCUGCCAAUCGCCGUACAUACCCCCUUGGGAUGGACUGUAAUGGGUGUGGAUCGUACUCAACCUGAUAGUUCUGGUAAUGAACAUGAUGUGAGUGUCAACAACUUUCUGAUCAACAAGAUCACCGACUUGGAACAGAGUGUUGAACGGUUCUGGAAAACCGAAAGCUUUGGUACUCUCGAUGCAACAGAUGUCCCCUAUUCAAUGGAAGAUAAAAGAGCACAGGACGCGCUUGACACAACAACACGUAUUACAGAGAACGGUCAUUAUGAAGUCAGCAUGUUAUGGUCGAAACCUCCGGAUCUUGUAGAUAAUAAGCCACAAGCAGAGCGCCGCUUUGAACAAUUGCAACGUAAACUGAACAACAACCCUACUUUUCGCGACAAGUAUAGAGAUGUGAUCAAUAAGUAUAUUUCUAAGGGCUUUGCACGUAAACUAUCCCCGGAAGAGGUUAGUCAAUCGAGUGACCGUACACAUUACUUGCCACACCAUGGAGUUGUCAAUCCAAAAAAGCCUGACAAAUUGAGAGUAGUGUUCGAUGCUGCUGCUGUGUAUGCAGGUUCUAGUUUGAACGAUCACUUGUUAGUGGGUCCUGAUCUGCUAAAUAAUUUGAUCGGAAUUUUGAUGAGAUUUAGAUGUGGUCCCAUCGCAAUCUCCGCCGAUGUAGAAAGUAUGUUUCACAUGGUCUUGGUUCCCAAAGAUGACAGGGAUGCUCUCAGGUUUCUUUGGAAAGAUGACUUAGAAAGUGAUGAUCCUCCUGAUGUAUACCAAAUGGUCGUGCACAUAUUCGGUGCAAAAUCAUCUCCAUGCUGCGCCAAUUACUGCUUGCGCCGCUGUGCGUUGGACCACAUCGAUAAGUUUAGUCCCUUGGUGAUUGAUACUGUAUUGCACAACUUCUAUGUUGAUGACAUGCUGAAAGCUUUGUACAAGUGUACAAUUGAAGAAGCUAUUGAUCUUGUUGUGGAGCUAAUUAAGAUCACUGCUUCAGGUGGUUUCAAAUUGACAGCUUGGGCUUCAAAUUGUCCAGAAAUUUUGAGCGCUUUGAAAGAUCUGGAUGAUAGCCUGGGAAUCUCAACGGUUGUAGAUUUGAACCUGGAUGGUACGCACUCUCGCAGAACACUUGGUAUCAAUUGUGAUAUGAAAUCGGAUGUGUUUUGCUUCGAGUCAAUUGUGAUUCAAAAUGUCUGCACCAAACGAGGAAUCAUGAGCAAAAUCAGUUCCGUAUUUGACCCUUUGGGCUUGUUGUCACCGUUCGUUCUCAGGGCAAAGUUGAUAAUGAAGAGUCUCUGGGAGAAAGGUUACGGUUGGGAUGACAUUGUAAGUGAUGCGGACUCCAGUGAUUGGACCCGAUGGUGUGAAGAGCUAAGUGAGCUCCCGGGUCUUCAUAUCCCUCGAUGUUACUGGCCAUGUGAGUUUGUACCGGAAACGUUCGUGUUGCAUACCUUCUGUGAUGCGUCUGAGUCUGCGUUCGCGGCCUGCUCAUACUUGUUUGUAUCAUCAGAAAGUGGUGAAUUGUACGGAUCUCUUGUCAUGUCAAAAACUAAGGUUGCUCCUCUGAAGGACCGAUGUCUUACGUUGCCACGUCUUGAACUCCAAGGUGCUGUGUUGGCUGUGAGGUUGCAUGAAACUGUUCUGAGAGAGCUGGAUCUUGAUAUCAGAAGUUCGUUCCUUUGGACAGAUUCAUUAAUUGUGCUUCAAUACAUUUACAGUGAAUCCAAAAGGCUCAGGACAUUUGUUGCAAACCGCGUGUCUGAGAUAAGAUCCAAAUCAGAAAAAACUCAAUGGCGGUUUGUACCGGGUGUCUUGAACCCAGCUGAUGAUUGUUCAAGAGGUCUUCAGUUGCAUCACUUGAGUGUUGAUCACCGUUGGUUUCGUGGUCCAGAGUUUCUUUGGUUAAAUGAGUGGCCGGAACAGCUGUAUGUUCCCGUGUUGGAAUCGAAUGACAGUGAAUUGAAGCAAGUCUCUGUCGCUCUGGUUGUUCACGAGACUCCUCUUGCUGAUGUAUCCAGCUUCUCAAACUUGCCUCGAUUGUUGCGUGUGACUGCUUGGUGCAUGCGCUUUUGUCAUAAUUUGAGAAACCAAGUUCGUCGCAGUGGUAAUUUGGUAGUUUCUGAACUAGAGGCAGCGACAACUUAUUGGAUCAAAUGUGCACAGUCCGAAUACUAUGAGAAUGAAAUUUCGGCACUCUCCACGGGUAAAGAAUUACCACGUGACAGUUCGUUGAAAUCACUGACUCCGGUAAUGGUUGAUGGUGUUCUGAGGAUCGGUGGUCGCUUGACCAAUGCUCCCUUUCCAUAUGAAAGUAAGCAUCAAAUCAUUGUCCCUGGCAAGCAUCCAAUAGCCACUUUGUUGAUUCUGAAAAUACACAUCGGCGUAAAUCACGCAGGCGCUGAGCACACUAUUGCUAGGUUACGCGAAACAUACUGGAUCACGUGCGCUCGUGCACGUGUGAAAAGUGUAACUCAGGCUUGUCGCAUCUGUCAUAGGCGUCGCAUAAUAUCUAGGGUUCCAAAGAUGGCUCAGCUUCCGUUGGCUCGCUUUGAAAUGAAUUCUGUCUGGUAUAAUACAGGUUGUGAUUACUUUGGACCAAUCAUGGUGAAGCGGAGCCGUGGUCGAGAGAAACGUUGGGUUUGUCUCCUCACUAGUUUGUCAGUUCGUGCUGUCCACCUAGAAUUAGCAUCCUCACUGAAUGCUGAUGCAUUCAUUUUAGCACUUAGAAGGUUCAUCGCUCGUCGUGGCUCACCGAGGCAUAUCUAUAGCGACAACGGUACAAACUUCGUGGGAGCAAACAGGGAGCUUAAGGAGGCAAUAGCUAGUAUUGAUUCGGACAAAGUCCACAAGAGUCUCGCUGAAAGAAGUAUUGAGUGGCAUUUCAUUCCACCAAAGGCGCCACAUAUGGGUGGCGUAUGGGAGCGAUUAGUACGCUCAGUCAAGCGUUCGCUUGAUGCUGUCCUGACAAAUCACUGUGUCUUUGAAGAUACCCUCCACACGUUUCUUUGUGAAGUUGAGGCUAUUUUGAAUAGCCGUCCCUUGACUCAUGUUAGUUCUAGUCCUGAUGAUUUGGAACCCUUAACUCCUGCUCACUUCUUACUUGGCAUUCCAAACAACACUUCACAAAUUGUGGAGUCCUCAGAUUCAGAUAUGUGUAGUAGAAAAAGAUGGCGCCAAACACAAGUUCUCUUAGACCAUUUUUGGCGUCGUUGGAAAAAAGAAUACCUGCCUACAUUGACUGUUACUCCAAAGUGGACUGAUGAUGUUCCCAACCUCAGUGUUGACGAUGUAGUUAUGCUAAAUGACAAUAAUGAACCUCGUGGAAAUUGGCCCCUUGCCAGAGUUGUUGAAAUCUGUCCUAGCGCAGAUGGACGAGUUAGAGUUGUGAAAGUGAAAACAAAAGAUGGAAUUUUGAUGCGACCUGUAGCAAGGCUAUGUCUCCUUGAACAAGCGAAGACAAAGAUUUAGAAAGUUUCAUCAAAUGUUGGUGUUACAUGUAACACUGUUCUAAAUGAUAGUUUGAUUGGUAGAACAGGAUAAUAUUGUUUGAAUUAUAGAAUGUCAAACAGUAAUCAUAUGAUAAACACGUGUUGUAUAUAGUUUAAUACCGGUAUGUAUAUAAGUUUGAAGUACUUAACGUUUGGAGUUGUUCAGACACCGUUGUCAGACAACGCUGUCAGGGGGGUGGCUGUGAAGGUUUUCAUUCAAUUUUUAUUCAAAUUACUUUUUCUUUAAGUUACCUUUUUUAUAUUUUACAUUUGGUCCCCUUUUGUUGCAGUUAUGGCUCAGGCCCUUGUGGACUUUCUGACUUGCUGUAAUAAUAGUAGGCCUAAUGAGAUAGCUUAUAUAAUUAACCUGGGCCUGAGCUGUGGGUGCACAUGAGGGAACCUAUUUUAGUUAGUCUUCUGCCAUGCCCUUGGAGCGGUGUAUUUUUUACCCAGUAAACUAGCCACGAAUUGGUGAGUUAUUUAAACUUGUUUUUCUCAAAUUAUAUUCUGUUCAGUUUUUUCUUAGCCAAUACCUGUACAUUAUACCUGUUAAUGAUUAACAAAUAAAUGGUUUUCUUACAGUUUACCGAACAUUAAAAAGGAAUUACGGGUCGUGUGAACUUUUCUGGCCUUGACGGCUACAUUUACCCCAUUCCCAAUUGGAGUAUACUAUAAGGAUAACAAACCGGCAUUGGUGACUUCAGUCCACCACAUUACGGCGACUGUAUAUAGCUUAAAUGACUGUUUUUUGGAUUUUCCUUCCCAUUUAAGUGGGAGGGGAUGGGUGAAAGCAACGGUCACAUUUGGCUUUCACCUCAGUCACCUCUUCGAAAGACGGUUUUUGCAUAACAACUUGAAGGCUGAUAAUGUUGUGCUGGAUGCAAAUGAGAAGGGCAUAGAUGUCAUUCUGUGCAGUUGGAAAAAUUCUUGUAGAAUCGAAUCUGCCCGAAUUCUCACAGAGAAGCAAACAAAAAAGCUUGCCGGACAAUAUUGUUGUCCCAGAGGUUUUGCGCAGAGAGAAGCCAUUUUCAAUUGCAAGUAACAUUUAUGCAUUCGGUUGUCUUGGAAUCUUGGUUGUGAAAUAUUGUAGGGCAUAUGAAAUCACGGAUUACAAUUUACCAGCUCUGGAAAGAUUCUGUCUGAAAUGUGUGAGUCCAAGAUCUGCAGCAAGGCCAGAUGUUGAGCUGUUUGACGAAUACCUCGAAUCAUUUGACAUAUAAUAAUGUGUGACUCUAACUGAAAAGACAGUACAUGUAUCCCUCUGACAUUGGCGGAUGGUAUUUUGGAGAACUUUGUUUUCCACCUGGAGGUUCUAUCUUGACUGAGAAUACUUGGCCUGUAAGGUCACAUACAAUUUACAAACUGUAUGACGAGUUUGGGUCUUAACCCUUUAGUUCCUGCGAGUCUACAAAUCUUUUCCAGCAUCUCCCUGAAGAUUUCCAGGUAUUCCUAUAGUGUAUAGACUUUUGGCAAAAGAGAUACAAAAAGUUGAGAAUGAAGUACUACAAGUUAUUUUGAAGCUAACAAUCAUACCUACAAUAUGAUUUCAUUUUCAUUUUAACCCCCUGGUAUCGACAGGAUUAACCCUCUCAGCAAUUUAGUGAAAAUUCAUAAAAAGGCCCUGUAGUAAACAACAGAAUCAUAAGAAGUUCCUACCUAAUCAAAAAACUCCAUAAAGAAACCCAAAUGUACGAUAAUCCAACCUAAUAUCGAUCGAAAAACACAACCCGGCAGUCUCCUGUACAUGAAUACAUGAAUGGGUUGAUAUGAAGUUAUGGUUUGCACAUGUCACAUUUGUUGGUCAAGUUGGACCAUGAGAAUUGCGAAAUUAAAACACCUACAAAAAUUUCCAGGGUGUGGUUUUAUUGCUGAAUUGACAUGUAGACGAUGGAUAUCUUUUUACCAAUGAAUACUAGUUGUAUGUUGUUAUUAUCAAUAUGUCUGGCCUUCCUAGUUGGUCACAAGUUGUCAUAGUGACUUGUCUAGUUCGAAGUGUUCUGUUCAAUAAAAACACUUGAAUUCACUUGA
Messenger RNA from Lineus longissimus, 7974 nucleotides. RefSeq lists its product as uncharacterized. Lineage: Eukaryota; Metazoa; Nemertea; Pilidiophora; Heteronemertea; Lineidae. Gene Ontology annotation, biological process: proteolysis; DNA integration. The coding region runs from base 431 to 5926 and encodes 1831 amino acids. The transcript is spliced from 2 exons. Gene Ontology annotation, molecular function: nucleic acid binding; aspartic-type endopeptidase activity. The record is from RefSeq and is a predicted model, not a curated record.